Triticum dicoccoides is the source of this 1629-nucleotide messenger RNA. RefSeq names its product carbon catabolite repressor protein 4 homolog 4-like. Lineage: Eukaryota; Viridiplantae; Streptophyta; Magnoliopsida; Poales; Poaceae. The record is from RefSeq and is a predicted model, not a curated record. The coding region runs from base 97 to 1287 and encodes 396 amino acids. The transcript is spliced from 10 exons. Gene Ontology annotation, molecular function: 3'-5'-RNA exonuclease activity.
ACACAAGCACGCCGCGAACAGGAGAAGCAGAGGUCGCCUUCCGCACACACCAUCUUUUCCUUUUCUGUUGCGCGCAAGCAAACACAGCGCCCACCGAUGCUCCUAAAACCCCAGGCAAUCUGGGCGGCUUCCCUCCCUCUCUUCCUCGGCCGCCGCCUCCUCCCCAAAUCCAGCCCUUCUACUCCUCACUCCGGCCGCCGCCUUCCCCUCCGCCCGAUUUGCAAGCGGCGGAUGAGCGCGCAGGCGGAGCCCAGGUUCGCCCCUCUCCCCACAGCGCAGUCCGAACCUGAUGCCGGGGCAGACGGGUACCAGUUCCGGCUGGUUUCCUACAACAUACUCGCCCAGGUUUAUGUGAAGAGCGCGUUUUUUCCUCAUUCUCCAUCCGCGUCUCUUAAGUGGAAAGCUCGUUCAAAAGCCGUUCUAACAGAACUCAAGAGUUUUAAUGCUGACCUCAUGUGCAUACAGGAGUUGGAUGAAUAUGACACAUUCUAUAGGAAAAACAUGGAAAGUUCUGGAUAUUCAAGUAUUUAUGUCCAGCGAUCUGGGGACAAACGAGAUGGAUGUGGUAUAUUUUAUAAACCAAAAAGUGUGGAACUGUUACAGAAGGAAGUAAUACAUUACAAUGAUUUGGUGGAAACAUGUCAUCUUAAUGAUAAUGUAAUUAGUGCUCCCUCGAAUAAUUCUUCACCAUCAGAAGAAUCUAGUGGAAAGGAAGAUAAUAAGAAACGUGGAGAUCCAAAUGAUCCACGUGUGAGAUUGAAGCGUGACUGUGUUGGUUUACUCGCUGCUUUCAAGCUUGGCGAUCCUUGUGAGCAUAUUCUAAUUGUGGCGAACACACAUAUUUAUUGGGAUCCAGAAUGGAUUGAUGUGAAGUUGGCUCAAGCAAAGUAUCUUCUUUCAAAAGUCUCUGAGUUUGAGAAAAUUAUCGCAAAUAAGUUCACCUGUAAACCUUCUGUGAUCAUUGCUGGUGAUUUUAACUCCACCCCUGGUGAUAAGGUAUACAAUUACCUUUUAUCAGCUAGCGCCGAAUCUACGGACGAAGCCCUGGUCAAAUUGCGCAGCCUGUAUGCUGAGAACGGAGGGGAGCCGGAGUUCACAAAUUGCACUCCAGGUUUUACUGGAACGCUGGACUACAUAUUCUUGUCAGACGGCGGUUCAAUAAAACCUAGUAGCCUACUUCGGAUCCCGCGAGGGGGUUCCCCGGAUGUGGAAGGAGGCCUGCCCAACUUCCACCAUCCUAGUGAUCACUUGCCAAUCGGUGCCGAUUUCCAGGUACUUAGCAGCUAGCUAGCUAGUGCCUAGGGUGGCCGGUUGCAUUUUUCGACUGGCGGCAAAUGGCCCUCGAACUGUUGUCCAUGGUCUGCGUUCAGUCUAGGGUUAAUCAUAAGGCUGUGGUGCAUGCAAUAAAUCUCACAGCCACAUUUUCUCGUCGUUCUUCAGAAGCAAUUUGUCAAUUGAUAACGGUAUACUUUGUUACCUUUUGUGCGUGCGUGAUGGUAUGAAUGUGAAGAAACAUGUGCCUUUUGGUUUUCGGCCAAAGAGGUAUGUGCAUUUAUCAGUGUAUGCAUUUCCCAGAACACUGGACACUUUUUGAUUUUGAGGGAAGGUCUUCAUGGCUAACUUUAUUGA